GUGGGGAUUGGCUCACGUUUCUCCAUCGGUUCUUGGGUGUUUGCUGCCGCCGUUCCCCGGACACCCGCUUUACUCCGCCGGUCCUGCCUCGCUCCCUCCCGCCUCGUGGUUCGGGGAGAGAGGCUGGGCCGUCGCAUCCCCGGCCCCCGACGGGACCCCGCGGAGCCGUCGCAGAGCAAGAUGAGCGCGGGCUCGGCGGCCGGGGCGCUUCUGCCCCGGCUGUGCAGCCUAGAGAAGGGCCCGAACGGCUACGGCUUCCACCUGCACGGGGAGAAGGGCAAGGUGGGCCAGUUCAUCCGGCUGGUGGAGCCCGGCUCGCCGGCCGAGAAGGCGGGGCUGCUGGCCGGGGACCGGCUGGUGGAGGUGAACGGCGAGAACGUGGAGAAGGAGACCCACCAGCAGGUGGUCAGCCGCAUCCGCGCCGCGCUCAACGCCGUGCGCCUGCUCGUGGUCGACCCGGACACGGACGGGCAGCUGAAGAAGCUCGGCGUCCCGAUCGGGGAGGAGCUGCUGCGCGCCCAGGGAGGGCCGGGGCAGGCCGAGCCGCCGGCCGCCGCGGAAGCACCGGGGGCUGGCGACGAAAAUGAGCCGCACGAGGCCGAGAAGAGGCAACCCGAGCGGCGUGAGCUUCGGCCUCGGCUUUGCACCAUGAAGAAGGGUGCCAACGGCUAUGGCUUUAAUCUGCAUAGCGAAAAGUCCAAGCCAGGUCAGUUCAUCCGAGCAGUGGAUCCAGAUUCACCAGCUGAGGCCUCUGGGCUCCGGGCUCAAGACCGCAUAGUGGAGGUGAAUGGGGUGUGCAUGGAGGGCAAGCAGCAUGGGGACGUUGUGGCUGCCAUCAAGGCCGGAGGGGACGAGGCCAAGCUGCUGGUGGUAGACAAGGAAACAGAUGAAUUCUUCAAGAAAUGCAAAGUGAUUCCGUCUCAGGAGCACCUGAAUGGCCCCUUGCCCGAGCCUUUCAUCAACGGUGAGAUACAGAAGGAGAACAGUCGUGAAGCCCUGGCUGAGGCAGCCUCAGAGAGCCCCAGGCCAACCCUAGCAAGAUCAACUUCCAGCGAUACCAGCGAGGAGCUAAAUUCCCAAGACAGCCCCAAGAAACAGGACUCUAUAGAGCCCUUAUCUACCUCCUCCUCCUCCUCCAAUGCUGUCCUGGACUUCAACAUUUCCCUGGCAGUGGCCAAAGAGAGGGCCCACCAGAAGCGCAGCAGCAAGCGGGCCCCGCAGAUGGACUGGAGCAAGAAAAAUGAACUCUUUAGCAACCUCUGAGUGCAUCCACAAGCCAGGGCUGUGCCAGCAGCCCACCCACUCUAGCUCCCUUUCCCUGCACCCAACCGCCCUCCAAUCGACAUUCAAUCAGCACCAGCAUCUCCCUUCUUGACGAAGCUGAUGGUCCUAGAAACUUUGUUCUUCCCAUACUUUAGGGAAAGUGGAUGCUUUUCCUGUCCUGUCCCAAUCCUCUGAGGGCUUUAUCCUACCAGGUAUCUACUGGCUACCCUGCCUGGGACAUCUCUAGCAUAAGCAGGGAUCAUGGGGCCAGACAAGAGGUCCCCCUCCCUCACAUUUCCACAUGACUGGGGCUGGUCAGGAAACUGAUGUCAGCAGCUACCACACAUAGUAAACAGGGUAUUCGUUAUCCUGAGAGCCAUGGCUUGGGCUUCCUUGGUUCAUUUGAUUUUUAAAAAUUUUUUAUUUUUAGUGUAGCACCACAAGCUUUAGGGGAAUUCUGUUUCCUUGAUUCUUAUGAUUUUUCUUGGUUGCUGCACCCAGAGCAUGGUAAUGGCCUCAUCCUCAAAUUUUUGUUUUCUGUUCCCAUCCUUGGAGCCCUGGACAGCAUGGGAAGGGCUUGGCUACCCCUGCCCAUCCUGAGCCAGGCACCAGCAUUGUAAGGAAAUUCCUUCAGAAAUUCAGCUGUUCCUCCAAACUGCAUUGGCCUCUGUGUCUUCCUUUGGAUCUUUGUCCUCUAUGCUUGGGGCUUUCCAGGUGGGAAAUGGUGAAUCUCAUCUUUGGUGAGAUGGCAGGGUACUACUGGUGGAUCAUUAGGGCUCCCUGACCCCAAGCCUGGCUGGCUUUAACCAGAGGUCCUGGAAUCCAGCAACAUGAGCUUAGCCUCAGGGUCAGUGUGCCCGUGACACAUGGGCUCCUGUGCAGUAGGGAUGUUUAUGGGGACCGUGGGAAGUGGGAGCUGAGACCGGUAUUCUCAGAGGGCUCAGAGAGGAAGUCUGAGUCCUAGAACAGAGCUAGUUUGGGAAUGCGAGGACUUGGCUUGACCCCUCUUGCCCCUGCCAGUGGGGUGCAGGACUCCCAGAAGGAGGCUGGGCUGGCUCCAGAUACUCUAUCUUAUCUGGCCACUGGCCUGAUUGGAGGGCUGCAGUCCAGCACUGUGGAAAACAGAUUGGUCCACUGAGCUCCCGGACAUGCUGUGUGGCAAGGUGGGAUGGAAGGACUUUGCAAGAGCUAAAUGUGCUGUUCCUCCACAAGAGGCCCAGGUCCUUUAUACCACUGGCACCCAAGGCCACAUCCUGGAGGUCUGCCAGGGAGGCCUGCCAGAAUUGAGGCUGCAGAGCCAGGAGGUCCCAGGGCACGUGCUCAAGGAGAAAGAAGGGAAAUUGGCCCCGGGCUACUUCCUGUCCACCCCACCUAGAGGGAACCACUCAGAACCAGGUUCUUGGACUGAGAGGAAGGUACCCUCAGGGAGGGAACCCAUGAAGUCCUCAGCGUUCAAAGGCCAGUCACUAUCUGGCCUUCUCAGCUUAUUAGGGUUUGGAUUCCACUAGCCUUAAAAGGGAUCAUCCAGAACCCUUAUCAUAGCACCCAUCGUCCUAUGUCAGGGUCAGCUGGGCCUGACCUGCUGUCACCCCACCCUCAUCUCUACCCUUUGACCUCUGGUGGAGCCCCCUCCCACACACACACACAGGUGGAGCAGGCAGAUUGCCCCACAGGGCUUCGAGGGGCCCCUCCCUACCUCACCUGCUGGGUGGAAAAGCCCCAGGGAACCUUUGCCUCUGACUAAUCUGGAAGCAAGGACAGCUGGCUCAGGGAACUCCUACUGCUAAGUGGCUGGAGCAGAGUGCAGAAGGAGCCAUAUAAAGCAGACUUUAAAAUUAGGCAUUUUAGACUGCAGUUUUUUGCCCCAGUCUGGUGCAAGAUGUCAGGAAGGGGCUAGGAGGUCUUGGGCAAGUCACCCUUUCUGGGGCUGUCCGCCACCUUCCCCCCCCCAAAAAAAAUGCUCUACAAGCCUCCCAAAGGCUAUUUGAAAAAUAUGCCUGGCCUUUCUUGUUGGCCACCCCUGAUGAUGACAGGACGUGGGGACAGGAGCCAAGGGGUGUCCUCCCAGGUAGAGGGGACCUGGAAACAGCUCUCCCUUACUAGAGGAUUUUGCCAGCAGCCUAUG
This is a messenger RNA of Castor canadensis (American beaver), 3388 nucleotides long. It is a transcript of the gene Nherf1, whose product is annotated as NHERF family PDZ scaffold protein 1. Gene Ontology annotation, cellular component: apical plasma membrane. The record is from RefSeq and is a predicted model, not a curated record. Gene Ontology annotation, molecular function: protein-membrane adaptor activity; signaling receptor binding. Lineage: Eukaryota; Metazoa; Chordata; Mammalia; Rodentia; Castoridae. Gene Ontology annotation, biological process: protein localization to plasma membrane.